AUGUCGGUGUUACUACCGCUGUACACUUUUCCGUGGCCUGGUGUUUGGGAGCCAUUGUACUGGGAAGCCAACAAGAACCCAGAACUCAACUUCACCGUUGUCAUAAAUCCAUGUUCAGGACCCUGCAUGGAUGCUCUCCCUCCGCAGGCUUAUAUAGACGAAAUACCCAAGCUAGCACUAUACCCCAACAUCCGCACACUGGGAUAUGUCGCCACAAACUACACAGACAAGCCUCUCGUGAAUACUACGGCAGAGAUACAUCGAUGGGGAGACUGGCCGAACCUGAUGAACAGCAGCAAAUUCGCCGUCGACGGAAUCUUCUUCGAUGAGACGCCCGGGUUGUAUCACUGGCAAAAGCACGACUAUCUGAAGGCUGCCGCGGAUGAAGUCAAAAAAGAUCGGAAUUUAGGACAGAAGAUUGUUGUUCACAACCCUGGCACGCUGCCUGACUACACAUGGCACUACCUCGACAUCGCCGACAUCACCGUUAUUUUCGAGGAUACUUUUGCAAACUUCAUAACUGCUCCGCGGUUCAACGCCAUCAAGGACUUUCCACGCUUGAGCAACUACAGCACUGAUGCCUUAUCGUUGAUGAUCCACUCGAUGGGGAAUAUACCGCAAGAGUUGACCGAAUGGACGGCUGAGCAGACCAAGGAGCUGGCGGGUUGGAAUUACGCAACGAGUGUGAAUGAGCUUGGGGAAUGGUGGCAUUCGUUCCCUGAUAUCUUUGACUUGUGGACUACGAAAUAUGCUGAAAGCUAG
Messenger RNA from Periconia digitata, 762 nucleotides. NCBI's taxonomy places the organism in Eukaryota, Fungi, Ascomycota, Dothideomycetes, Pleosporales, Periconiaceae. The record is from the annotation of a GenBank genome assembly.